AUUUCUCAGCUUAAUAAAUACUCCCUCUACUCCCCUUACAUGUAGCAGAAAGGCUUGCAAAGUUACAAUUUGCUUAACCAUGAAAGCAUCACUGAAGACCUUUACACAGUUUUCAUCCACCUAUGGUUUCCGCGUAUAUACAAUUUCAGCUUUGGCCGAUUUCCCAACUCGUGAAAUGCCUGCCCAGAACCACAUGAAUCCAAAGAUAGCCGAUAAACCCAUCGAUAAAAUCUCGCUUAUGAAAUUGAUUGAUUCUUCAAUCUCUUCAAAUGGGUUUGCUCCUACUGCUCUUCUAUUCCACGAAUUCUCUCGUUUCAUUGAUUGUAAUUUAUGUAAUACACUUAUCAGACGCUAUACAGAUUCAAAAAAUCACUCGCGUGCAGUUUUCGUUUAUACCCAAAUGCGUAAACUGAAUAUCCCUCCUGAUUCCUCAACAUUCCCGAGCGUUCUCAAGUCAGUUGCUCAGUUAUGCUACGGAAAAGUUGGAAAAUCCAUCCACUGUAAUGCAAUUCAACUGGGUUUCACUUUUGAUAUUUAUACAAACACUGCUCUUGUCUACAUGUACGGCAUAUGCCAACAACCAGAUGAUGCUCAUCAACUGUUUGAUGAAAUUCCCAAACGAAAUGUAGUUACGUGGAAUGCAUUGAUCACGAGUUAUACGCAUAAUAGGAUGUUCAGAGAAGCAAUUGAUGUGUUCAGGGAAAUGCCAGCUUCUGGGGCUAAACCAGGUGAGGUCACUAUGGUUGGAGUUUUAUCAGCUUGUUCUCAUUUAGGAGCUCUGAGUCAAGGGCAGUGGAUCCAUGAUUAUAUUGUGAAGAAUCGGUUGAGAGUGAAUGUAUAUGUUGGUACUGCAUUAAUUGAUAUGUAUGCUAAAUGUGGAGAUAUUGAUGAGGCAAAAAAGGUCUUUGAAACUAUGGGGGUAAAAAAUAUUUAUACAUGGAAUGUAUUGAUUUCGGCAUAUGCCAUGAAUGGACAAGGGGAGGCUGCAUUGCAGACUUUCGAUAGGAUGAUUGUAGAAGACUUAAAGCCUGAUCAUGUUACUUUCCUGGGUAUUUUAUGCGCUUGCUGCCACCAAGGUUUUGUUGAGGAAGGUAGAAGGCUGUUCUCAAGCAUGAUAGAUCAGUUUGGAUUGCAGCCAAAGAUUGUGCAUUAUGGGUGUAUGAUUGAUCUACUUGGACGUGGAGGGUUCUUGGAUGAAGCUAUGGAAAUGAUUCAUUCUAUGAAACUAAAGCCAGAUGCAGUAAUAUGGAGGACACUACUUGGUGCUUGUAGAUUUCAUAGAAGAGAAGAACUUGGUGAAUUUGCUUUCCGUAAGCUUCUGGAACUGGAACCAGCGAACGGGGAAAACUACGUGUUAAUAUCAAAUGUUCACACUCAAAAAAAGAAAUGGACUGAAGUUGGAGAAGUUAGGGAACUGAUGGACAGCGGCGGAAUCAAAAAGAUUCCUGGAUGCAGUUCAAUUGAAAUUGAAAAUGCAGUUUAUGAGUUUAAGGCAUCCGAUCCACUUAAAACAGGGCAUGAGGAAAUCCAUAAGAUGUUGCAAGACAUGAAAAGUCAGUUGAAAUUAGCUGGUUAUGUGCCUGAAACAGAGAUAGCUCUGUAUGAUAUUAAUGAAGAGGAAAAGGAGCAUAAUCUGAUAUGCCAUAGUGAAAAGCUUGCUCUUGCAUUUGGGCUGCUGCAUUCAUCUGAACCUACAUUAAGGAUAAUGAAGAAUUUAAGGAUUUGUCAGGACUGCCAUCAAUUCUUUAAGCUUGCUUCAGCAAUUUAUAAAAGGAAUAUUGUUGUUAGAGAUAUAAAGCGCUUCCAUCAUUUCACUGGAGGUCUUUGCUCAUGCAAAGAUUAUUGGUGAUACCUAGUAUAUAUAGGUGAUGUUAUGUCGUCUGACACAUUAGGGGCACUUACAGCACAGAGACCGGCAAAUUUUGUCUCAGUUCUCAGCCAUCAGACUUGGGUAGUUAUUUCUUCUUUGGAUGGAUGGAUAACUGGAGAUAUUUUAGUUUUUCCCUGGUAUAUACCAGACAUGGCCUAGCACGACAUGGAUAAAAUCCAGAUACAGUUUAUGGUGUUUGAUACUGCUGUGCAGAUAGAGCAUUGGCUUGCUGACCUGUUCAGAACCUUUUGAGGCAAUUGUGAACUUCUAUUCUGUUUGGGUAGUCAUGCUGCCAAUAUCUUUGCAGUUUCUGGAGUUGGUUUGCUACUAGAAACCUAACUUGUGAAAGUUUUAGUCCUUGAUAUUUGAGACAUAUUGGACUAGGUUUAACAGAGCUUUUUUUCAUUUUAGUGUAUGGCUCUGCCAAAGCCCCUAAAGAUUUCAGGAACUGCUGAAUGUGUGCUUUGAAGGCUCUCAAGUGUCAGAGCUCAGUUGUGUUUUUUCAGCUGUGCAAAACUGAUGUGCUGACUGUUUGCCUUAUCCAUGAUCUUAGGUAGUAAUGGCAUAUCUCAGUUAGAUGACUGAUUUUCAAGUUUGUAGUAGAGUCUCUUGAGCAGAUUAGCUGUUUUGUCAGGUGAGACACAUUUUGACAUGUCUCAUGUGUGGAUUGUGCACUCUCAGAACAACGCUAUGAGAACUUCACCUUUUAGACAACAAUGAUGUUGACGUAAAGUAUCUAAAUCUAUGCUGGAAAAUGCGUACACCAAAGGUACACCGUGUUAUACCCUAAUUUCUAUUUUUCACGUAGUUAUAUCUUCUUUUCAUAGGAUCUUCAGCUGCAAUUCUGGUAUGACUAUUGAGGCAGAAUAUGUUAUUGCCAUAACAAAUGCAUUCUUUCUUGGGCCAGCUUUAGCAGCUAGGUUUUGUUAGCCCAUAAAUCUGUCUGUGCCUUUUAUCAUGAAAUAAGUCCUUCACUUGAGGGGCUUUUAAGUGAAGGAAACUCCAAUAGUUCCAUGAAACCGUUAUAUCGAG
Molecule: messenger RNA, 2902 nt
Organism: Solanum dulcamara
Lineage: Eukaryota; Viridiplantae; Streptophyta; Magnoliopsida; Solanales; Solanaceae
Product: pentatricopeptide repeat-containing protein At1g08070, chloroplastic-like
Exons: 1
Coding region: 80-1849 (589 amino acids)
Biological process (GO): RNA modification
Molecular function (GO): zinc ion binding; RNA binding; protein binding
Source: RefSeq, a predicted model, not a curated record